AGCAGCGGACACGUUAUUGUCCUCCUUGUGCAGCUCAGGUUAGCAUCUCUGCUACCUGAACAGCGUCCUGAGCGGCAGCAGCGCUUCGUUCCGGCUCUGCUCGUGUUCACGAGCUUAAAGCGGGAUGUUUAGCGCGUAGCUUCGACUUGCUAACAGAGCUAACGACACCCACGUUAAAGCUGCAGGACUCUGCUGCAGCCAUGUCCAGCCGGCUGGCCGUGUGGCAGCAGCUGGCUGAGAGCUGCGGUCUCAGUACCGUCCAGCAGGGGGUGCAGCAGGUCUGGAGGCUGCUGCUGCUCUGCCUGGUCUGCAGACUCUGCUUCAGACUGGGUGUUGCGUCCACUGUGAAACAUGUAGUGUCGGCGUUGGCUGGGAUGUAUGGCCUCUUCCUGUUCUUUGAGCUGCACGUGCUGUGGAUGCUGCUGCUCAGCGCGCUCUGUUACUUCAUCCUGCUUCUUUGCCGACACUCCAGCAGCAGAGGGAUCUUCCUCUCAGCAGUCAUCCUCAUCUACCUCCUAAUAGGAGAGUUGCAUUUAAUCGACAUGGUGACCUGGCAUAAAAUCAGAGGCUCUCAGAUGGUGGUGGCCAUGAAGGCCAUCUCUCUGGCCUUUGACCUGGACAGAGGAGUGGUGGGCCCCCUGCCCUCCCCUGCUGAGUUCCUGGGCUAUGCUCUGUUUGUGGGCACCGUUGUCUUUGGCCCUUGGAUCAGCUUCUCUAGUUAUAAAAACGCUGUUGAAGGCACAAAACUGAGCUGGCUGUGGCUGUACACUUCCUCCCUGAGCCUCCUGAAGAGUCAGGCCUGUCUGCUGGUCUCCACCUGCAUGGCUCCCUACCUUUUCCCUUUGUUCAUCCCAAUCCAUGGAAACUCGGUCACACAGAACCUGGACGACAGCUUUGAUAAUGUCUUUAAGAAUGCCAUGAAACUGGGAACUUUCCCAGCCAUCUUGGUGACCUACACAGCCAGCGCCUUGCUGCAUGGUCUGAGUUUUCACCUCGGAGCUGUUCUCCUCUCACUUGGAUUCAUCACAUACGUUGAACACGUCCUGAGAAGGAAGCUUGCCACCACCUUCAGUGCCUGUAUCCUGUCCAGGCCCUGUGCUUCUGACUGCAGCCAUCAGCACAAAAAGGAAUACUGGGUGCUGUUGCUGAAUGUUGUUUUCAGCGUGCUGGUCAUCUUCCAUCUCACCUAUCUGGGCUCCAUGUUUGAUCCUGGACUGGAUGAACAGGAGGCAGAAGAGGGCUAUGCAGCCAGCCACACCAUCCAGAGGUGGUCCGAGCUGAACUGGGCGAGCCACUGGGUCGUGUUCGCCAGCUGGGUCUUCUACCGUUUAAUUUAAUGAUGAUGUCGGAGCGAGGGAGAGGACUGGCAGAGACCAAAAACGGAAAACCAGUUUGUGUCACAAAACGUCAGGAUGUUGUUUUCUGAUGGUACGACGGUUUGAUCUGUUCAAACCUGAGGAGUGGUGGACAGGCGACGACAGCGUUGGUGCUGAGCUGGUUCCCACAGGUGAUGCUUUGGAUGUAAAGGAGGAGUUUGGAAACAAAACUCUUCAGACUUAUUUGAAAAUGUGACUUUUGUGUGACGUAGUGACGGAUAGAGUCCUGUAUGACGAAUCAACGUGCUUAAAUGUAACCUUCAUAUGAUUUCAUACGAGUGGAGAGAAGACAACACAUCAGACCUCUAACAGACUCGACAGACCUCCCCUUACUUCAGACAGCUGUUUGGAGGCGGCAUGUUAGGGUCGGUGUCUCUGUAGUUGUAACUCUGAUGUCAUGUUGGUCGACUUUGUCCAAGAACAUGUCAACGGUUCAGCGUGUUCACGUGGAGCUACGUGGGGAUUUUGGAAGGAUCCACAACCUUCAAAUGUUUUCUGUUAUGACUGUUUUUUUUUACAGCUGCUGUUGUUCUUUUUGUAUUUUUUCUAUUAAAUGUUGCUGUAAUUGUGCACCAGAUUGACAUAAAGUGCAUAAAAGUG
This is a messenger RNA of Stegastes partitus (bicolor damselfish), 1976 nucleotides long. RefSeq names its product protein-cysteine N-palmitoyltransferase porcupine-like. Gene Ontology annotation, biological process: Wnt protein secretion; protein palmitoylation; lipid modification. NCBI's taxonomy places the organism in Eukaryota, Metazoa, Chordata, Actinopteri, Pomacentridae. The record is from RefSeq and is a predicted model, not a curated record. The transcript is spliced from 12 exons. Gene Ontology annotation, molecular function: Wnt-protein binding; palmitoleoyltransferase activity. The coding region runs from base 201 to 1337 and encodes 378 amino acids. Gene Ontology annotation, cellular component: membrane; endoplasmic reticulum.